Podarcis muralis (Common wall lizard) is the source of this 3759-nucleotide messenger RNA. It is a transcript of the gene CFAP418, whose product is annotated as cilia and flagella associated protein 418. NCBI's taxonomy places the organism in Eukaryota, Metazoa, Chordata, Lepidosauria, Squamata, Lacertidae. The record is from RefSeq and is a predicted model, not a curated record. Gene Ontology annotation, cellular component: cytosol.
GGCAACGAGGGGAAGGGGGGUGAGAGACGUGAGGAGAGGCUAAGAUGGCGGACGACCUAGAUGAGCUGCUGGACGAGGUAGAGAACAAGUUCUGCCGCCUCUCGAGGCGAGACUGUUCGGAGCGAGGCCGGCCAGGCCAAGGGCGGAAAAGGAACCGCUUCCGCGAGGAGGAAGAAGAGGCCGAAGCCGAGGCCGCCGCGGCGGGGGAGAGGGCCAGAUUUUCCAAAGUAUUGACAAAAGGUGCUAGUGAAGAAGAAGACAUAGAUGACAUAAUUAAAGAUAUCAUCGACGAAAACAGCUAUGCCAAAAAUCUUGUGAAACAUAAAUCUAAGUCACCUAGCCCUGCAUCUGAAAAUAGAACUACCUCCAUUCAAGCUCAUGGUAAGAGAUGUUGCCCUGUAUAUCUUGGUGGAAGCAGCGCGCCGCAUGGUAUAGGAACAAAUAUUUCUCAGAGAACCUGUGAUCAGCUGCGGUGUACUGCAUGUGACUUCCGUGUUUUGCAAUACGAUGACUUUCAGUGGGAUCAGUCAUGUGAUUACCUCUUUUUCAGGAAUAACAUGCCUGAAUUCCGCAAGUUGAGGACGAAGAUGCAAACCAAGAAAGGAUCGAGGGCCUACGCUUGUCAGUGCACUUGGAAAUCAAUAGAUGAAUUAACAGACCUCACUGUGGAUCGACAGCUCCGCUGGGUUUGCAGCAAGCACGUCGAAUGAAGUUGUCUUUGUCAUCCACAUGCUCAUUUCUGUAUGAAGACCAUCUGUUCAUUGCUCGGCAUCACGAGUGAUGAAUUGAGUGUGUACACUUAGAUCUUGAUAAUCCAAAUACAAACUCUGGACUUUGCCUUGUCUGCAAUUCCCUUGUGAACUAAUGGAACUGGGGGGGCAUAGUAAGCUGGAGACCUUCCUCGGCCUAGAGGACCAGGCUGGCAGAACUGUUGAGUACUUCCAGUGUAGCAGGAAAUGAAGCUGAAAGGAAGCAAGGUCUGGGUCCUAGAAGGCUUCCCACAAAUGUAGAAGCGAGAGAUACACCUGAAAAGAAAGAGAAAUCUGUCUAAGCUAAUACCUGGGUUAGAACACUUUUUGAAUAUGCAUGUGGGAUAUUUUGGCUUUGGCUUUUUACCUGCAGAUGUGUAUGUAGGGAGCCAAUCUUCAAAUUAAUAUCAUUUCGGAGUUGUUUUAGCAAGAUGCUGAAGCUUGCUUUCAGAGCAAGAGCAAAUAGCUUGGACAGUCCAGCAAUGGGAAGAAAAAUGACACGACAGCUCCAGCAUUUUAAUAAGCUCAUUUCUAGUUGUGAGCCAGGUUCUUAGGCUGCAGUCUUCAUGCACGUCAUCCCAGGAAUCAGCCCCACUGGACAUGGUGGUACUUGCUUCUAAGUAAACAUAACUAGAGUUGAGCUAGGGUGGAGCUCUUUCUGCUCCCUUAAGUCUGCAAUCCUAUGCACACUCACUUGGAACAAAGUCCCACUGAAUUCAGUAGGACUUACUUCUGAGUAGAAUGCAUUGGAUUGAGCCACUCAAAGCUGUUCGUGUAAAUGAUAUUGCGACGGAGCCUAAACAAUUUUUUUGCAAAGAUAUUCAAAAUCAAUGUAUUUCUUUGCGGGGGACAAGGGUAAACGUCCUAUUAGGUGUAGGGUUAUUCCACCUUCACUGGCACUCUGCAAGUUUUAAGUUAUCAGAAAACUGUUGUUAGAUGUCUAUUUCAGUUGUCUUGAGACUGUCAAUGCACCCACAUUUUAUGUUUUAAUCUUUGUAUUAGAAUACCAACUAUAAUCAAAGUGGUUCAGAACUCUUGCAUCCCCAUUUCCAUCUUAAAAAAAGAAUUGAGCCGAUGGGUGAUGCCCAGUGUUAGUCAGACCCAGAGUGGACAUAUUGAAAUGAACUGGACUUGCAUAACUGAAUUCCCUUGAUUUCAGUGGAUCUGCUCAGAGGAUGACUUAGCAGGGUUGUAUGAUUUUGAGUUGUAUGAUUUAGCUGAUCCUGAAUUAUUUUCUCAACCAACACGUGUAGCACUAUUCCAGGAGUUUUUUCUGUAGCACUGAAAGUUUAAAAGCGCAUUGAAGCGUAAACAAUUGUAGCAAGUGAGUAGUACUCAGAAUGUGGGAAACAAUAGCACAUUUGGGGGGGAAAUUGUUGCUCAUAUGAUCUCAAAACACAUCAUCCUAUGCAAGGAAUUUCUUUUAGACCAUGUAAUCUGUUUAGAAUCAGAGUAUAAAUAACUUGGAUAUACUUUCUUUUAAACCAAAAUAUGGAGUCUAAAAGUCCACAAGGCAGAAAUCGUUCCAUCUAAUUUCUCUGUAAUGCUAGAGUUAUUAAAAGUUGUAUUCUUGGCAUAUCUGAAUAAGUUGGUUAAAUUUCAUAUAUUAAUUGUCUGUUGUAUUUGUUCUUUUUGGCCCCCAUGGUGUCUUGAUAGCUAACACAUGCCUGAAAUGUUAAAUACAUGCAUAGUUUUGUAUUUAUGAAAUAAGGAAUGUGAAACCCACUGAAUAAUUAGUAAACAGCACUAUAUAAAUACUGAUUAUUAUCAUCAUCAUCAUCAUCAUCAUCAUCAUCAUUGAGAGAUGGAGUUGGGAGUGACUAUAAAUAUUGGUUACUGAUGGGAGGCAGGGUUUGGUGUGACUGAUCCUAGCCAGAUAUAGCUGGCUGGACCUAAGGUGUUUUAGACCAGGAAUGAGGAGUCCAAAUGUUGGACUCCCAACUCCCAUCAGCCUAGCCCACAGUCAGGAAAGUUGGGAGUUGUAGUCCAACAACAUCUAGAGGGCAUCCCUGACUUGGACAGUGGUUGACACAGCAAACACCACUAGAUUCUAUCAUCUUUAAGAGCUAGUUCUGUGCAGUGUAAGCUAGGAGGUUCCUCAGAUACAAAUUCACUAGGUGACCUUAGACAAAGCACUGGUCCUACACGCACACCAUCUGCAGUAUGUGGAGAACAGCACAGACCAGUCUUAUCAGGUGACUGUUGGAAUUACUGAACUAUUGUGCUUGAAGAACUUCAAAAGCCUAAAAGGUGCUAUAUACACUGUUGACCUGUGCAUCAGUGUGUUACAAACAAGUACAGCAAUUUGACUUCUUAAACAAGACUUCAACUUGGGGGGUGGGAGGGGAUUAAAAAAAAGAAUCUGAUCCAAAUAUGGAUUGUAGAUGAAAUAGAAACAGUAACUGGCAAUUUAAAAUGCUGCAGACUAUAUCUGAAAGAUUUUAAAUAUUACACAUUUUACAGAGCACAAGACAUUAAGUAUGAUGUAUUUAGGUGCCCAUAAAGUGUUUGAUCAUCUUCAUUGGUCCUUUUCAUUUUGUGUCUUGUAAAGAAUAAAUUUUGGUAAAUAUUCUACACAGGUAAUCGGAGCUCUGUAUUGUUUAAUAAUGACAAGAGUCCACGUCAACCGAUGUGUUUGAAAAUACAUAGGGGAACUGAACAGGGGUGUCCCCUUUUCCCUUUGUUAUUGGUUCCUUCAUUAGAACCAUUAGCUGAAACCCUUCGUAAGAAUACAAAAAUGUUGAGUGUCAUAACAAAUGAGCAAGAACAUAAAAGAAAGCAAAGCUAAUGCACUUUGAGAACUGAAUCUGGGAGGGGUGGUAUUCAGAGUAGGAUAUUAUAUGCUUUUCAUUUGACUUACCUGGUUGAUCUUCUGUUACACGCUCUGUGUGGGUCACUGACGUAUUAUUCUUUCCUACCUGUAUUACUAUCUGAUAAUGGAAGUUGUACUUGAUGUUGUGUUUGUUUUUUUAAAUUAAAACACACGCUAUAAAUGCAAAGCACAGUAUUA